Parnassius apollo (apollo) is the source of this 516-nucleotide messenger RNA. The record is from the annotation of a GenBank genome assembly. NCBI's taxonomy places the organism in Eukaryota, Metazoa, Arthropoda, Insecta, Lepidoptera, Papilionidae.
AUGGCGUUUGCUGGGACAAAUAUCAGUUUGUCCCAGCCGGAUAUCACGCAGAAACUAACGGAGCGCAUAGACGACCUGAAGCAAAAGAUUGCCGCUUGGGGGAAGCGGAUUCGCCGAUUUACCGAGAGGUCAAGGCGGUUCAACCAGAAUCGUCUCUUCCAGAGUGAUCAGAAGAGGCUCUACAAAUCAUUGGAGCGACCAGAGGUAUGUGGAGCGGGCCCAGGACCGGAUCAGGCUAACACUGUCGCAUUUUGGCGUGGCCUGUGGUCAGAGCCCGUAAACCACAGCGAGGGCCCUUGGACGGAAGUUGUGGCGAGUCAGUGUGCGAGUAUUACGCCCAUGGACCCCGUCAUCAUAACGCCGGAUGACGUAGCUGAGGCGGUCCGUAGAGCCCCCGAACUGGAAAAGUCCGGGACUCGACGGACUGCAUCACUACUGGCUGAAGGGGUUCAUGGUGUGUCACGCUGUGCUCGCCCGUCAGUUUCAAGAGGCUCUCAACCAGAAGUCGCUCCCUAG